GGGAGGGGGCUCGGGCGGGGCUCUCCGGCGGAGCCAGCCCCCUCCAUCGCUCCCUGCUUGGCCUCAGGUGCGGGAGGGUGUCCCCGGUCCCUCGGGAUGAGUGGGAUAUUAACGGGAUAAACCGUGAAGGGCAGAAGCCGCAGSGGCGGAUCCCCAGGGCAGCGCUACCCCCGCCGCCCUCACCCCGAUUGCCACAGACCUUAGCGAAGUUCCUUGGAGAUAGCUCGCAAUCAAAACUAACGAGGUUAGCUCCUGGCAGAAGGAAGGUUUUCAGAAUGACUUCCUUGGCUGAAAUGCCCCCAAAUUAUGAAACGAUGUUUGCUCAUCGAUUCACAUCGGAUGAUGAAGAAUUCCAAGAAUACCUAAAACGCCCUGCAGAUCCCCCUCCUAUAGUUGAAGAAUGGAGAAACAGAUCUGGUGGCAACCAGAGAAACAGAGAUCGGUUCCAGGAUGGCAGAUAUUUCAGAGGGGACAGAUACAACUGGCAAGGUGACUACAGAUCUAACCAGAGGCCAGAARGAGGAUGGGGUAACAACUACCAGCAGCACAGACAAGGACAGUCCUACUCCUCCCACUACGGACAGUAUGGCUACAACUCCUACAACCCGGGGCCUCGUUACCAUCCCUACUGAUAUCCUUGUGGGUUGACAAUCCUGUCGUGCUGUGGAACAAAUUCAGUUAGCUUUUCAUUCCCUUAUUUUUUCCRCAGCUUUAUAGAUAACCGAAGAAUCACAGUCCAUUGCUGUUUUUCUGUAGUGGGAAACAAGCAAGGGAACUCCUUUUAUGAAUAAUAAAAGCAUAUUGCAUGGAGUUUGUUUAGAGUCUGUAGAUUUUAGAUUAAAUUUCUAUAAUCUCAUUCUUUUGUCUGAAUAUGUACAAKUACCCAUAUUUUCUUCCWUCACUGAGAUUUCUUUCUUAMAUUUUAGGAACCAAAACAGGUGAGGGGAGGAUAGCUGUGGUUUGCAGCCUGUAGGAGGGGCACAUUGCCUUAAGAUAGUUCUUUUUGAAAAUAACAUACU
Molecule: messenger RNA, 1019 nt
Organism: Malurus melanocephalus (red-backed fairy wren)
Lineage: Eukaryota; Metazoa; Chordata; Aves; Passeriformes; Maluridae
Gene: RAMAC
Product: RNA guanine-7 methyltransferase activating subunit
Exons: 3
Coding region: 276-632 (118 amino acids)
Biological process (GO): RNA 5'-cap (guanine-N7)-methylation
Molecular function (GO): RNA binding
Source: RefSeq, a predicted model, not a curated record